UUUGCUGGUCUGUUUUGACAGCUUGGGUCGUGUAGGAUGAUGUGAGGGAGCAAGAGGUGUCGCGAGAGUUAGCAUCGCACCUCCUUUUAGGCGUUAUAACUAUGGCGAGCUUGGGGAUCCAGGCUGAGCAGGAGCCGCUCAUAGGCGACCGCACACCCGGAAGCAGAGAAUGGGAGAUUAUAGAAACCGAGGAGCAUUAUAAGAGCCGAUGGAGAUCUAUUAGGAUUCUGUAUCUUACUAUGUUUCUCAGCAGUGUAGGAUUUUCCAUUGUGAUAAUGUCAAUAUGGCCUUAUCUCCAAAAGAUCGAUCAGACAGCUGAUGCAAGUUUUUUGGGCUGGGUUAUUGCUUCGUUUAGUCUUGGCCAAAUGGUAGCUUCACCUAUAUUUGGUUUGUGGUCUAAUUAUAGACCAAGAAAAGAACCUCUUAUUGUCUCCAUCCUCAUUUCGGUGGCAGCCAACUGCCUCUAUGCUUAUGUCCACGUCCCAGCUUCUCAUAAUAAAUACUACAUGUUGGUUGCUCGUGGAUUGGUGGGAUUUGGAUCAGGAAAUGUAGCAGUUGUUAGAUCAUAUAUUGCUGGUGCUACUUCCCUUCAGGAAAGAACGAAUUCCAUGGCAAACACAAGUGCAUGUCAAGCAUGGUUUAUUCUAGGUCCAGUUUUUCAGACCUGUUUUGCACUCAUUGGAGAAAAGGGCAUGACAUGGGAGACUAUAAAGCUGCAGAUAAACAUGUAUACAGCACCAGUUUUAUUUGGUGCCUUCCUGGGAGUUUUAAAUAUUCUUCUGAUCCUUACUAUAUUAAGAGAACAUCAUGUGGAUGACUCAGGACGACAGUGUAAAAAUAUUAAUUUUGAAGAAGCAAGUGCCGAUGAAGUUCAGGUUCCCCAGGGAAAUGUUGAUCAAGUUGCUGUGGUGACCACCAAUGUUCUGUUUUUUGUGGUCCUGUUUAUCUUUGCCCUUUUUGAAACCAUCGUAACUCCAUUAACAAUGGAUAUGUAUGCCUGGACUCGAGAACAAGCUGUAUUAUAUGAUGGAAUAAUACUUGCUGCUCUUGGAGUUGAGGCAGUUAUUAUUUUCAUGGGGAUUAAACUACUUUCCAAAAAGAUUGGCGAGCGUGCUAUUCUACUGGGAGGCCUCAUCGUUGUGUGGCUUGGCUUCUUUAUCUUGUUACCUUGGGGAAAUCAAUUUCCCAAAAUACAGUGGGAAGAUUUACAUAAUAAUUCAAUCCCUAAUACUACAUUUGGGGAGAUGAUUAUUACUCUCUGGAGGUCCCCGAGAGCAGAUCACAAUGAAGAACCAAUUGGCUGCCCAGCUGAACAAGCCUGGUGCCUCUACACCCCCAUGAUCCAUCUGGCCCAGUUCCUCACAUCAGCUGUGCUAAUCGGGAUUGGCUACCCCGCCUGCAAUGUCAUGUCUUAUACAUUAUAUUCAAAAAUUCUGGGACCGAAGCCUCAGGGUGUGUACAUGGGCUGGUUAACAGCCUCUGGAAGUGCAGCACGGAUUCUUGGACCUGUGUUCAUCAGUCAAGUAUACACCUCCUGGGGCCCACGAUGGGCAUUCAGCCUCGUGUGUGGAAUAGUGGUGCUCACCAUCACUCUCCUGGGAGUGGUCUACAAAAGACUCAUUGCUUUUUCUAUAAGGCAUGGAAGGAUUCAAGAGUAACCUAGUUAAGACUGUAAUGGAAGCUACUUGCUGUGUGGGCCUUCCUUUACUAAAGCCUCUGCUAGACAACUGGUACGAGUCAGUUUCCAAAAGUCAGGUUUCAGAUACUGUAUAUUUUGAAUAACAAGAACAUAUAUUUAAUAACACAGGGAAUUCUAUGUGUAAUUGUGAGCAGUUACAUUCUAGAUCAUAAUUUAUCUCAGAAAAGAAAUAAUCUUCAUAUAACACCUUUUUGGGGGUUGUAUGAACUCAUGAGUGAAUGGACAAUGGUCUAUAACUGUGAAAUUGUACUCUUCUUUAAGUUAUUAUUUUUAAUACUACACCUUGUAUUUUAUGUCACUAAGUAACCCCUAAGUUAACAGAUCAGUAGAAAUAAUGCUAAUAUUUGAACAGUAAAGAAGAUUAAGAGAUCAAGAUGGCUUUCACUACCUUUAGUAGGCCUAACUACUUUUUUCUUUCAAGUGCUAAUAAGUAACUCACUUUAGAAGCAUAAGCCAAGUACGUGUUAUUAUUGUACACAUACAAUGAACAGCAAACUAUUAUAAUUAUUGGCAUUUUCAACUCCCGUAAAUUCUGGAGAAAAACUAUCACUUUAAUUAUUUACUUUUCCCAUCUCUUAGUAGAGGUAGGGUAGACACAACAGGUUUUAGUCUAAGUCUGCACAGCUAUUCAGAACUGCAGACUUUUACAUUUGGGUGGCCACGACGGCCCCAAUCUAGUUAGGCUCAUACAUACUUGAAGCAAAAUGGCUUUAAUGUAACAGUUCGCUGAGCUUACUUGAGUAUAUGGUCUCUGCCUAUACAUCUCUACCUCUACCUAUGUUGAAUGCUGAUAAAAGGACCUAGUACAAAACUAUGUAUACGGAUAAUCAGUAUCACCAAAAAAGUAAAAAUAUUUCUAAAUACUUUUCCAAAUGUUUUCUACUCUAAGUUAUAUUUUCAAACCUGAGAGUAAACACUAUCAUCUGCACUUUAUACUAGGUUUGUUGUACUUUGUUUUUUAGAGUUGAACAACAGAAAUUUAUUUCUCACAGUUCUGGAGGCUAGACAUCCAAGGUCAAGGUGUUGGCAGGAUGGUUUCUUCUGAGGCCUUUCCCCUUGGCUUGUAGAUGCCUAUCUUCUGUCUUUUGUUUUUUCCAGCUUUACUGAGCUAUAAUUGACAAGUAACAUUGUGUAAAUUUAAGGUGUACAACUUGUUUUGAUACACUUAUAUAUUGCAGAAUGAUUGCCACCAUAGUUAGCCAACACCUCCAUCACGUCACAUAAUUACCAUUUCACCUUUGUGGUAACAUUUAAGAUCUACUCUCUUAGCAAGUUUUAAUUAUAUAAUACAGUAUUAUUAGCUAUAAUCACCAUGCUGUACCUUAGAUCCCCAGAAUUUAUUUAUCCUGUCAGUAAGUUUGUACCCUUUGACCAGUAUCUCCACAUUUCCUCCAUCCCCCAGAUCAUGGCUACUGUCAUUCCAUUCUCUGCCUCCAAUAAUUCAGCCCUUUUAAAUUCCACAUACAGGUGAUAUCAGACCUAGCAUAAUGCCCUCAGGGUCCAUCCAUGUUGCCACAAAUGGCAGGAUCUUUCUUGUGGCUGAAUAAUAUUCCAUUUUAUAUAUACAGAGGGUGCCAAAAAAUGCACAUUUUAAGAUAGUAUCUUAAGAGAUAUUAUCUUAAAAUGUGUAUACAUUUUUUUUGCAUCCCCAUUUUUUUGAGCACACCCGGUAUACUUAAGACAGGUGUGUGAGGUGGUAUCUCACUGUGGUUUUGAUUUGCCUUUCCCUGAGGAUUAGUGACGUGGAGAACCUUUUUACGUACCUGUUGGCCAUUUGUAUGUCUUCUCUGGACAAAUGUCCAUUCAGAUCCUCUGCCCUUUUUUUAAUUGAUGUUUUUGCUACUGAAGUUUGCUGUACUCUUAAAUCCAACUUCUUCAGCUGUAAUAGAAGCCUUAAUCUGACAGAAAUCAUCCUAUGAUUCCAUUUUGGAGAUUGUUCUCACUCUUCUCCACCUCCCAUAGCAAGCCUGUGUUUCAGUUAGAUUUAUCAGUUAGUUUUCUGGCUCUUUGAUCAAGUCCUGGAAUCCCUCUUCCCUGAUGUUGUACAGCUCCUUCCUCUGUCUUUCCUUUUUGGGACACACUAAUCCUAAAGAUUAAAUUUCUUUUUUGGUUUAGAUACUGUGCAUAAUAAUAAUAAUAACAGGAAUGGUAACGAUGGAAAUGAUAAUAGUGACCAUUUAUAGAGGUCUUUUCAUAUCUCAGGGAAUGUGUACCGUUUAAUUCUGAGUUUUAUAGAGUGAAGUUACUAUUAUGAUUCCCAUUUUGCAGGUGAGAAAACAGAGGCAUGGAUAAGUUAAGGUACUUGCCUAAAUAACAGUCUUCAUAGUCCACACUCUUAACAACUAUAUUUUUCUUUUUUUUUUAAUUAAAGUUUAUUGGGGUGACAAUGGUUAGUCAAGUUAUAUAGAUUUCAGGUGUACAAUUCUGAAUUACAUCAUCUAUAAAUCCCAUUGUAUG
Rhinolophus ferrumequinum (greater horseshoe bat) is the source of this 4156-nucleotide messenger RNA. It is a transcript of the gene MFSD8, whose product is annotated as major facilitator superfamily domain containing 8. Gene Ontology annotation, biological process: transmembrane transport. Gene Ontology annotation, cellular component: lysosomal membrane. NCBI's taxonomy places the organism in Eukaryota, Metazoa, Chordata, Mammalia, Chiroptera, Rhinolophidae. The record is from RefSeq and is a predicted model, not a curated record. Gene Ontology annotation, molecular function: transmembrane transporter activity.